Molecule: messenger RNA, 2841 nt
Organism: Cokeromyces recurvatus
Lineage: Eukaryota; Fungi; Mucoromycota; Mucoromycetes; Mucorales; Mucoraceae
Product: fungal-specific transcription factor domain-containing protein
Exons: 7
Coding region: 18-2804 (928 amino acids)
Biological process (GO): regulation of DNA-templated transcription; DNA-templated transcription
Molecular function (GO): DNA binding; DNA-binding transcription factor activity, RNA polymerase II-specific; zinc ion binding
Source: RefSeq, a predicted model, not a curated record
GCCGAUUAAAAGUUAUAAUGAGUAAUAAUGCGAUCGAAAUAAAGAUUACUGAUAAUGUAUCCGAAAAUGAAUCAAUGUCAGAAAGAAAACGUUAUAGAAUCACUCGUGCAUGUGAUUAUUGUAGAAGGAAAAAAGUAAAAUGUCAUUUUACACCUGGUCAAGCCUGUACUAACUGUGUGUCAUAUGGAAUCACUUGCCAAUUUAAUGAUGGGGCAAAGAAACGUGGACCACCAAAAGGUUACAUUGAUGCUUUAGAAAAAAGAAUCAGAAGAAUAGAAGAAGCCUUGCAACAAAAACAACAACAACAACAACAACAACAACAACAACAAAAUCAGCAGCAGGGCUCAAAUACGACUCCAUCAUCUCCUUCAAUAACAAACUUUUUAAAUCCAUCAAAGAAUAAUAAUUCAAUCCAUUUAUUAGGAAAUGGAAAUAAAAGACCUCAAGGCGCUUCAUCAGACAGAGUGCAAUAUCUUGGUGAUUUAUCAAGUUUUCAAUUCUUUUCAAAUAAAAUACAUUUAGAUGAUAAAAAUACAAAAUGGAAAGGACAUCAUAUCCGUAAAUUUGGUAAACAAAUUGUACUAGUAGAGGAUCUGAAAGAUGAAGAAGAAGAGGAGGGGCAGACAAAUAUACCACAGUCACAAUUAUUGCCUCAUAUUAAAUCAAUUCAUAAUUGGAUUUAUUCCGUUACUGGUGUAGAUAGGCAUACAAGCGAUCGUUUAUUAAAAAUCUAUUUUGCAAAUAUUCAUCCAGUUUUACCUGUCGUGAAUAAAACCAGUUUUUUAAAACAGUAUAGAGAUCAAGCAGAUACAUAUCCACCAUCUGACUUAUUGAAUGCUAUGUUUGGUGCAGCAGCAAGAUUUGUAGAAUGUGAAGCUUUAAUUAAAAAGUCAAAGCCCACCCCUCCUCCACCUGAUACGUUCUGGGACAUACCCUUGGGCUGGUCAGAUCAAUUUUUUGAACAAGCAGAAACAAUUAUCACAACUUCAGCUGUAACACCUACUAUAUCAAAGGUACAAGCUAUUAUUCUUAUUCAUAAUCAUAGUAGUAAUUUAGACUCAAAAUCAUCCGCAUGUUGGUUAUUGGGUGGAUUGGCUAUUCGAUUAGCUCAAGGAUUAGGUCUCAAUCGUGAUUGUGAGGAAUGGGAUAUACCAGAAAGCGAAAAGCAAACAAGAAAAAGAAUUUGGUGGUCUUUGUAUGUAGCUGACCGAUUUCAUUCAGCUUCUUUGGGUAGACCUAUCAGUAUUCGAGAUGAAGAUAAUGAUGUAGGAUAUCCCGAUGCAUAUGCUACUUGGAAAGAAGUGUUGGAUGAGCCUGAUGAUGAUGAAGAAGAAGAAGAAGAAGAGGAAGAAGUUAUAUUUAAUAAAUCUUCAACAGGAACAAGCAUAGGAUCUACUUUAUCACCUAGAUUCCCUUCCGCCAUGUCUUAUCCUACAAAUAGGGAACAAUUGGAUGGAAAAGUUGGCAUAUAUCAACUGUUUAUUGAGCUAGUUAAACUGUCUGAGAUCUUGGGUAAAAUUCUUCAGGGUCUAUAUACUCCUAAAGCUAAAAAAGUGGGUUUGGAACAAUGCAGUGACGCUAUUGUAACUCAGUUGGAUCAUGAAUUAACGGAAUGGCGGUUUGGUUUCCCUGAAGCAUUACAAAAAGCAAAUUUUGAUGAUUUUGAUGAAAACAAAGGCUAUUUAGCUCCUGUUACUGCUUCUGUUCUAUUAUGUUAUUUUAGUUUGCUGAUUUUAUUGCAUAGACCAUUUAUUGAACAAGUAGGGAAUGGAGGCAAAAAAGGAAACCCAUCUUAUUCAUCCUUUAAAAUUAGUACAAGCGCAGCUACAAGAGGAAUACGAAUAGCAUCACAAAUGACAAUUCGAGAUUUUUUAAUGUUUCCUUAUUCUUUCAGCUUAUAUCCUGUUUUACAAUAUUGCUUGAUUCAUAUGUAUAAUACAAAGAAUCCGGAUACAAGAAUAUCUACAUCUGCAAAAGCGGAUUUAUCAAAAGGAAUUGCCUUGAUUUAUAAACUUAGAUCCAUGUCAAAUACAGCACAAAGAUUAUAUCGAUUGUUAAAGACGAUUAUGAACAAUAAAGGAAUUGAUGUAACUACUACCUCUUCUGAAUUUGAAAACAGCAAUAACGAUAUUAGUCCAACAAUCAUUCCAUCUCGUCUUUCAGAUGUAGGUAGAGGUAAUACAAUUCGAAAUAAUAUGCGUCCUCCUUCCCAAAAGAUAUCACCGCAACAUACGGUUAUCUCUCCUUCUCCAGGAAGGACAGCGCCUAUCUCAUCGCAGUCGCCUCAAGAACAGCAUUACUUGAUGCGACAGUUUAAGCAAUCACUUGCAGAAGCUAUUGCUCCACCAAAUAUGGAUGGAUUAUUAUCACAAUCUUCAACGCCAUCCCCAACGUUCAUGUCGGAGGCUUUUAGUCUAAAGCAAUUUGGAUUUAAUAAUACGAUUGGAGAGCCCAAUCCAUUAGACUAUACUGCACAAGAUAAUAGUUCCCCAUUUUCCAAAAUGGAAAUACUACCACCUAUGCCAACAUUAUAUAACACUAAUUAUCAAAAUCUAUCUAUUCAACAACAACAAGAACCUCAGGGUAUACCAUCUUCAGCUCCGCCAUUAACGUCAGCUCCCUACAAUAAUACUAAUAUAGGAUCUAAUAUGAGUUCUUUACUUAAUAAUGAAGGACUUUUUAAAAAUAAUCCAAAUAAUCCAUUUUUCGGUAUACCCACUUCUAUGGACUGGACCGAGUGGAAUGAAUGGAGUCAAAGUAAUCAAGGUAAUACUGCAUGGCAGCAACCAUUAAUUAGAGAAUAAAGUUGUGACGUUUUCAUGCCUUUUUUUUUUUUUUUUC